Molecule: messenger RNA, 1759 nt
Organism: Oncorhynchus masou masou (cherry salmon)
Lineage: Eukaryota; Metazoa; Chordata; Actinopteri; Salmoniformes; Salmonidae
Product: CD276 antigen-like
Exons: 4
Coding region: 607-1497 (296 amino acids)
Biological process (GO): T cell receptor signaling pathway; regulation of cytokine production
Cellular component (GO): external side of plasma membrane
Molecular function (GO): signaling receptor binding
Source: RefSeq, a predicted model, not a curated record
UGAAGGCACAGUCAACUUCGUGUAUGUAAACUUCUGACCCACUGGAAUUGUGAUACAGUGAAUUAUAAGUUAAAUCAUUUGUCUGUAAACAAUUGUUGGAAAAAUUACUUGUGUCAUGCACAAAGUAGAUGUCCUAACCGACUUGCCAAACUAUAGUUUGUUAACAAGAAAUUUGUGGUGUGGUUGAAAUAUGAGUUUUAAUGACUCCAACCUAAGUGUAUGUAAUCUUCUGACUUCAACUAUAUGUCUGCACAACAGAGAAUUCUUAAUAGUUUUUACAAUAAUGGACGCAUCUCUGUUGGGGGCUGUAAAAAAACAAAAUUAGGAUCAAAAUAUAAUGGGGUUGGAUCUUGAUUUACAGCAAUAACUGAGAAAAUAAGUCAUACAGGAAACACUACCUUUUAAGGAAUGCAAUGGUACGUCAUGGAACCUGUUAGAGGGUGCAGCCAAGGUGUGAAGAAAAUGUGAAAAGUACAGUAGAUGACGUAAAUCAAUAGUUCGGUCAUUCUUCAAGAGACCUUAUAAGACACCAGUUAAUGGACUGCUACCGAUUCAUUGAAGGACUUACUUUGAAUUUGAUACUGGUUAAAUACAGUGAACUCUGUCAUGAGCUGGAAGUCCUGGGUCGCUCAAAUAUGUUUUGUUUCUCUCCUCACCAUCAAGGCAUCCUAUUCUGUUGAAUUUGAGAUCAGUGUUCCUCGUGAGCCUCAACUUGCCAUCGUGGGGCAGUAUGUGGUCCUAGACUGCAGCUUCACUGUGGGAAAGGCCUGGGACCUGGACAACAGUGUGAUAACAUGGCAGAGAGGGCUGGAGGUGAUACACAGUUUCUACCACGGACAGGACCAACUGGACAGACAGAGCAGUCACUAUACCAACAGAACCAGCCUGUACCACUCUGAGAUGGAGAGGGGUAAUGCUUCUCUCAGGCUGGACCGUACCAACCUGGGGGACAAAGGAGACUAUACCUGCUGCGUGAGCACACUGCUGGGCAGUAAGACGAAAACCUUUGCCCUGAAAUUAGCAGCAUACUACCCUGAGCCACACCUGAAGUUCACAGCAUCUCCAAGAUAUGUGGAGCUACUCUUGACCUCACAGGGAGGGUACCCGCGACCCUCAGUGCAUUGGCUGGAUGACAGCGGUGAUGAUGUCACCAAUAACACAGUCACAAACAUCUCAGAGGACACACAGGGUCUUUACACUGUGUUCAGUACAUUAAAUCUACAGGGACAAGUCAACGAGACCAUCACCUUCGUCUUAAAGAACAAGGCCCUGGGACAGGAGAUCAGGAGAGAGAUCACACUUCACUCAGCAACUGAGAGGUCGUCAGUGGAAAAAGGCAGAAUUUCUGGAGACAACAAGAAGAGAUGGAUAAUUCUUGUUCCCAUAGUGACAUUUGUACUGCUGUUGUUUGUACUAUUAAUGCCAGCACUGAGAAAUUACGUGCCAUGGCCAUCGGAGAAACCAUCACCUGUCUACAAAACACCAUCAGGCUCAUAAGUCAUCACAAAUGUACUUUAUAACGGAGAAAAAAACAAGACAUUAAGGAAUGAAUGGAUCUAUGGCGUCAACAUGAUUCUUGCCAGUGUUUGCAAUACAGCCCGUAGUAUCUUUCCAAGAAGUUACUGCCAUAGUACUUUAUAGUUCACCAUGUAAAUGUGGGUGCUACUUAGUUUCUUCUCAAACACAGAAAUGUUUGCCAAUGUAUUUAUUCAGAGAAAGAGACAAAAAGUGGAAUAAUACAUAUUUAUAUUUAUUUAAA